AUUAAUAACACAACAAGAGGUCCUAAAGCCUCUUCCCAGCUACACAAUGUGUCCCUUUACCCUCUCACGUUUCUGUUAUUCAAAGCAAGGACCUCUCCUUGCUGCACAUUGAGUCUCUCCAUCAACUCUCUUUCUUCAUUGUGCCUUUUGAUCCUCAGAUUCACUGCCGGACACCUGAACACUCCCUGGCAUGUCUGACAACGAGGAAGUGGUGGAGGAGUAUGAGGAGGAGGUGGAAGAAGAGCAGGCUGCUGAAGAGGCUGUGCAGGAAGAGGACCAACCUGCUGCAGAAGAGGAGGCCAACGAAGAACAAGAUGCAGAAGGCGAAGCGGAGGAAGGAGAAGAGGAAGAGGCUAAACCAAAGUUCAAGCCAUUUAUCAUGCCCAAUCUCAUCCCCCCUAAGAUCCCAGAUGGAGAGAAAGUGGAUUUUGAUGAUAUACAUCGUAAAAGGAUGGAGAAGGACCUGAUGGAGCUUCAGACUUUGAUCGAGGUUCACUUUGAGAGCAGAAAGAAGGAAGAAGAGGAGCUCAUUAAUCUCACGGAUAGGAUUGAGAAGCGCCGUUCUGAGCGAGCAGAGCAGCACAGAAUCCGCAGUGAGAGAGAGAAAGAGCGACAGAAGCGUCUGGAGGACGAGAGAACUCGUAAGGAGGAGGAGGAGGCAAAAAAGAAGGCAGAAGAUGACGCUAAGAAGAAGAAAACCCUCACCAGCCUCCACUUUGGAGGCUACAUGCAGAAGUUGACAGAAAAACGGAGUGGUAAGAGGCAGACUGAAAGAGAAAAGAAGAAGAAGAUCCUGAGUGAAAGACGCAAAUCUCUGGACAUUGAGAACAUGAACCAGGAAAGACUCAAGGAGAAAGCUAAAGAGCUGUGGGAGUGUAUGUACCAGCUGGAGGCAGAGAAGUUUGAACUGCAGUACCAGUUGGCCAGCCAAAAAUAUGAGAUUAAUGUGCUGAGGAACCGUGUGAGUGACCAUCAGAAAAAUUCCAAGAGGACCAAGAGAGGCCUAAGGAAAUAGACGCUGACCUGCUGAGUAAGCAGUUUAACCAUCAGAGCCAUCUUGCAGCUACCACCUAAAACCAAGCCCUGGCUUUCCUGCCACACCCCAGUCCCACCUGUUUCCCUAAUACUAUCACCUACUGAACCAAUUAUAUCCAGAUUUCCAGCUCCACCUCACUGUUUUCCCUCCUCUUUGGAUCCUUUGUCUUUAAGGGGGUGUAAAUAAAACCAUCUCAGUUCAAUCAAUAGCUUCUUUCAUUUUCAGACCUCUGAGCGUGGGUGCAUCAGUUUAUUUACUGGCACUUAAAACUCAACAGAGAGUAACAUGACCCUGCAGUGCAUUCAAGACUUGAAUGCAGAAAGCCUGAAGCCAAAGACAGGAAGAGGUAUCUUCUUACUCAGACAGGCUAUGACAUGACAGGGAAAUGCUGCUCCUUGGGCCAACGCCCAGACCUCCACCCAACACACACAAACUGAAAGAGAAUGAAUCAUUUUAAUUUACAAGGGAAUCCAGGUGGGAAAAUCCUCUUUAUGAAAAAAAAGUCCCUCCUCCAACUGUUUUCAAAGUCA
Messenger RNA from Morone saxatilis (striped sea-bass), 1566 nucleotides. It is a transcript of the gene tnnt2a, whose product is annotated as troponin T type 2a (cardiac). Gene Ontology annotation, cellular component: troponin complex. The coding region runs from base 191 to 1015 and encodes 274 amino acids. Gene Ontology annotation, molecular function: troponin I binding; tropomyosin binding; troponin C binding. Gene Ontology annotation, biological process: regulation of muscle contraction; cardiac muscle contraction; sarcomere organization. The transcript is spliced from 15 exons. Lineage: Eukaryota; Metazoa; Chordata; Actinopteri; Moronidae. The record is from RefSeq and is a predicted model, not a curated record.